GAUUUUUGGGGUGGACUGCGGCACCAAGUCGAUGGACCUCUCUUAUGGUGCAAAACCAACAACCGACAUCAUACACCGAAUGUGCAAGGAUGUUAGUCGGUCAAGUGCUGCCAAAAUACGAGAAAUUCUGAGGGAAGCAUUGAAGGGCACAAAAAAACAUGACGAUGAGGAGGUCGCAAGAUUAGUUUGCAUGUAUGCAUGCGUCAAGCUAUUCUUUUCUACAUCCGGAGAAACAAUUGGAUGGGUUUUCUACUCAUACAUGGACCCAUUACACAAGAUGAUCGAGUAUGAUUGGGCUGAGAGCAUCCGGGCAACCUUGAUGGGUUCAUUGGGCCAAAACUGUGGAAAACCAGGACGAGUCACCGGAUGUGUGAUGUUGUUAAUGUAUUGGCUGUGUGAGCAUACAACAAUCUUACAACCCCGCAACCCCAAUGCCAUUCCACGAUGCGUAAAAUGGGACCUCACAGCCUUACAUAGCAACAUGAAGUCCAUAACUUUGGCUAAGCUAGGUUUAAAUGAGGUAUAUGGCGGCGAGCUAAUGGCAUCACCAACUGAAGCGAAGAUGUAUCGUCAUACAAAAUUGAAUGUGGAGCCAAAACCUGAGAUUUUGUCAAGUGCAGUAGCAAAGAAAGAUGAAAGCAAUGAGGAUCAAAGCAAAGACAGUCAGCGCAGUGAUGACAGGGAUGCAUUUUCUGUCGAUGCAGUGGACCUGAAUGAUGUUGGACAUUAUAUCAACCCCAGCUGUAGCACCCCCAAUGCUGAGAAAGGAAUCAUCAUAGCACAACCAACUGAGCCCGACAUUGUGGAAGUACUCAUAAAAGAAAACCAAAAAGCUUGGGCUCUUGUACAGCAAUGGGAAGCGAAAUACAAACGGUUGGAAGAAUCAUGGGAGUUGAGGGCAAGGGUGAUUGCUGCCCUUGAAGCCAAACUAUUUGACCAAUCGGGCUCAUCCAAUGUGGACAUGGACAUGAAGACUUGCAUGGAGUGGAAAGAUACAGAAAUUCAGCGGCUGACAAAGUUGGUCAUCAACUUGGAAUGUGAAAAAACAAUACUUCAAGACCUUUUUGACGAUCAGUCCGUCCACAUCAUCACUCAAGUUGAAGCACAAAAGGCUCAUGACAGCCUUAACAAGAAUCCCACUGCAGCAUUGGAACACAUUAUCAGCCCCCCAUCAAGGGUAAAGCGCAUAAAGCAGAAGGUAAGGAAAGAACACAGGUUGGACGAGUUUGAAUACCCCAACCUGCCUGGUCAGAAGAAAGGGAAAGAAGGAGCCGAACAGCAAUCACAUGCAGUCCAAAUUGCACAAGAUUUAGACAAGCAACCACCAAAAAAGCAGCCAACAAAGUCCAAGAAGUUAACCUUGAACAACAAACUGAAGGUCUGGGCUAACAUGAACAAACUCAACAAGCAAAAAGUCCAAAAUUUGCACAAGAACGGCGGUGAUUAGUAAGUGAUCUUACAU
This is a messenger RNA of Camellia sinensis, 1462 nucleotides long. The record is from RefSeq and is a predicted model, not a curated record. Lineage: Eukaryota; Viridiplantae; Streptophyta; Magnoliopsida; Ericales; Theaceae.